AUGUUGUUCGAUUGCUUGCGCGAGGUUGUGCUGCUUGUCCCCCGAAAAAACGAGUUAAUUUGUGCGUUCAACCCUACUUCUUCGACAUCGCCCGUGUGCGAUUGAUACCUCUUUUCGGCCAGUUUCGAUCGUAGUAAGCAAACGGAAGUGCACCGCGACAGUGGCAGGAUUAAAACGCUCAACGUAUCACGCGUACUCCAUUUUAUGAUUUUUAUCGCUGUUGACGACAUCCCAUCCACUCGCGUAGUGAAGCAUCCAAUCGAUUAGUUUCUUGAUUAGUGCUACAACACGUUAACGCUGUAGAGAGAGCAACUAGCACCCGAUUGUGAAAAAUGCAUCCGUCACGAGGAUCAGCAAUGAAUAACGUUUCGAUUACAGAUUCUUGUGGUCAACCGUUGUGUGAAAAGAAGGACUACUGUGACAGUGUCAAUACCGAUUCUGGGUUCCUUUCGGGCCAUAACCUCAACUCGUCUGAGAUUAUUGGGACGGAAGAAAGUGGUUCGUCGGAAACUAAUCCCAGGAACGUUGGUACGCAUACAUCGCCUCCUGCGAGUGAGAAACAGAUCGAAGAGGAACCGUGUUCGAACGUCGACUCCGGGAUGAUUCCGGAUGAAGAGUUCAACUCCCGUGAAAUGGGGUUGACCGACAUUUGCGAACGUUUCGACCGUUUGAUGAAGCGUGACUGGAUGAAAAGUUUUCAACAGGAUGAGAUGGGUGAAACCCAGCUUCAUCUGGCCGUAUACGAGAGAAAUGAUGAACAUAUUGCCAAGCUGGUUACACAUCUUCCACGACAAUUCCUAAACAUCCAGAACGACGACGGGCAAACGGCACUGCAUUUGGCUGUCCUGACGGAUCAGGCCAAGAUUUUGCGUCGCCUAUUGAGCGCGGGUAGUGAUCGGUCUAUCCGUGAUCUAGAUGGCAAUACCGCCCUACAUCUGGCCAGUGCUAUGGGAAACGUGAACAUCGUCAAGGAGCUGCUAGCACCGCCAUCGUUCAACGAGAUCCCGCAGGGUGUAUCGCAAACAAAAGUGCCACAGGAUAUGGAAUCGUGGAAUUAUGAUGGUAAAACGUGUGUUCAUUUAGCAGCCGAAGCUGGUAGCAUAGAAGUAAUUCGAUCAUUACUCGACGCCGGUGCCGACAUUAACGCAAGGGAAGGAAAAUCCGGAAUGUCUCCACUGCACAUCAGUAUCGAGAAGGGCAACGAAGAGCUGGCAAACUUUUUGCUCGAUGAAUGUCCACUUCUCUCGCUGGAGGCGGUUACUUACGCGGGAAUGACGGCUUACCAGCUCGCUCUCAUACAAGACAAACGCAUGCUGAUCAGCGACCUGACGAAACGUGGAGCGGAACCAAUUUCCCUGCCGGAAAGUGAUGCGGAAUCCGAUUCUGAUGAUGAAAUGAUCAGUAACUACUACGGGGCGAGUGCAUUUUCGGCAGCUUUCACGGGAUUAUCGGCUAUCAAUGUAUCUUAAAAGCAAAAGAAAAAAAAGCAAACUAAAAACAAACACUAUAUUUUGGCCCCCCCUCAAAUUGACCCAGCACCACCUACCCCGGGGGCUGCGUGCGAAAAAACAAACCACGCAUGUACCGAGCGCAGAUAGAAAACAAAAACAUAUUGGACCGUGGUUCUAAUGUAAAAUAAAAAACCGUAUGUAACUAUUAUUCCCAUUCUAAUAAGUGCCUUAUUGUAAAUGUUGGUCAAGAUGAACAAAUGUGACGUUGUUGGUCUCUUGUUGGCAUAGUUAAGCGUAUAUACAUACAUGGGCAUCGGAUUACCGUAAACCAUGCAUCAUUCAUCAAAUGUUACAAAGAAAAAAGAAAUGAUUCUAACACACAUUAUUCACUCAUAAUCUUCCUUUCCACCCUUCUUUCCACCCCGCCCCACGGUGUCACCUCUUUGGCUUAUUUGUAGCCAGAAAAACGAUGAUACGCUAAAGCUUUAAAACGUAUCUUGUUUCGAAAUGUGUGUUUUACUUGUCCAUCCCAAAAAAGCAAAGGCGUCGAUGUGUGUAGUAGUGGUAUAGAGAUAUGUUAUUUAUAUGGUUCGAUUAACUCGUAAGCAAUUGUACAUGUAACAAAUUUAAAACAAAAAAGAAAGACGAUGUCGAGAAGCGAAUAAAACAAACCUAUUGCGAAUGAA
This is a messenger RNA of Anopheles moucheti, 2137 nucleotides long. It is a transcript of the gene cact, whose product is annotated as NF-kappa-B inhibitor cactus. The transcript is spliced from 5 exons. The record is from RefSeq and is a predicted model, not a curated record. Gene Ontology annotation, molecular function: protein binding. Lineage: Eukaryota; Metazoa; Arthropoda; Insecta; Diptera; Culicidae. The coding region runs from base 333 to 1469 and encodes 378 amino acids.